Molecule: messenger RNA, 2157 nt
Organism: Daphnia magna
Lineage: Eukaryota; Metazoa; Arthropoda; Branchiopoda; Diplostraca; Daphniidae
Product: neuropeptide F receptor
Exons: 5
Coding region: 440-1897 (485 amino acids)
Biological process (GO): G protein-coupled receptor signaling pathway
Cellular component (GO): membrane
Molecular function (GO): neuropeptide Y receptor activity
Source: RefSeq, a predicted model, not a curated record
UCUACGUGCUGGUCUACAACAGAUGUUACUCUCUCUCUCUCUCGCCUGACAGUCCUCUGACUAUUUCGCGAACACUUCAACGAAAAACGUAUUUUGUGAAAUGAGAGUGUGACCGAUGUGGCCUGUAGAAAGGGACACAUAAGAAAGAGGCGCGUGAAAAUCAGUUGUCCAGCAUUGGGGUGUAACUGUGCGCGUGGGAGAACAUUGAAGAUGGAAUUGGAUGGAACGUGAAUUUUAAAAUUAAAGUUUUUUGAUUCCCUGUAAUUGAAUUCUUAGUGACAGUGUGCAAGUUCCACGUUCCGGCUACAUAGACGUUUAAGCGGAAUACCUGGAAAGCAUUGACGAAGACGCCCACGAUCAAGUGUCUAAAACAGGUGAACUUCGUGCGUGCAUAAUUAAACAACAAAAUCGAUUCAUCUGAUGGAAGUGAUGAUGCACAAUGAAGUGGGAAUCCAAUUCAACGUUGGAACUUAGGACGGGCGAGCUGGAUUCAUCGUUGUUCAAUUUAUCGUUCACGACCGACGGCUCAAAUUCAACGUCGGAUCCCGCCGUCGAGUUGGACAUGUCGGUCAUUGAACGUUUUCGUUCCAACCGUCGCGUUAACGAUCUCGCCUUCUUUUGUCUGGUGGCCGCUUAUUGCAUCCUCAUCAUCUUCGGCACUAUCGGCAAUUCGCUUGUCGUCUAUGUCGUUGCCCGUCAGCCGGCCAUGAGGACGGCCCGUAACGUCUUUGUCGUCAAUUUGGCUAUUUCUGAUCUACUCCUCUGCCUCAUCACUAUGCCAUUGACGCUGAUGGAGAUCCGGUCGUACACAUGGCCGUUAGGCAAUUCUCCCGUUUCGUGCAAGAUGGUCGGCUCGCUUCAGGCCGUUUCGAUCUUCGUCUCAACGCUGUCCAUCACGGCCAUUGCUCUCGAUCGUUACCAACUGAUCGUCUACCCGACCAAACGGGCUUUCCAGCUGACGGGCGCAUCGCUGGCCCUGGCGGCCAUCUGGGCCAUCUGUAUCGUGCUGGCUCUUCCGCUUUUUAUCGUCCGCACACUGGAGCAUCAUGAUAUCCCUAUACCCAAUUCGCCCGUUACGUCCGUCGACUAUUGCCUGGAAGAAUGGCCUAACGAGAGGGGCCGUUCGCUUUAUUCCAUCGGUAGCAUCUUGGUCCAGUACGCCCUGCCCAUCAUCACCGUCUCGGUGGCUCACGCUCGCAUCAGUAACAAACUUCACGAUCGAAUGGCAACCAUGAAUCAUCAACUGGUACGCCCACAGCUAUGUAAUAUGGCGUCCAGUAACGGCCAGUCCGGUCAGCAUUCGGCAGUUAAGGAAUCAGCAACAGACUGCCGUACAGCCGCCAGAGAAGAGAAGCUUAGAAAAACCAAUACUCUCCUUAUAACCAUCUCCAUCAUUUUCACCAUUUGUUGGUUGCCUAUGAACACGUUCAACGUCGUUGAAGAUACGUGGAACGUGUUUGGAGAUGAUACGGAAACGAUGUUGAUUGUCUACGCUGUUUGUCAUAUGGUCGGCAUGUCUUCGGCCUGUGCUAACCCAUUGCUGUACGGUUGGUUGAAUGACAACUUCCGUAAAGAGUUCCACAGGUUGGGCACGUCCUUCAUCGCCAAACGGCGAAAUCAGAUAGGCGGCCAGAGCAUCCAGCUGGACAAGACGAACAAUAAGCGACUUGAACUUGCGGUUAUCGUUGAACGAGAAGAACGGACCCAGGAGCCAUUGGGGAUGUCGAUGAUUGGUCUGUCCCAAACGAGCGGUGCAACCGUCAACGUUUUAUCAACGUCGUUCAAUUUUGCCCGUCAGUCAGAAAUGAAAGCCGCCACCCACCUGGACGUCGAUUCGACUAACGAUCAUGUCGUAGAGAAUAACUCAAUGUCAGCUCACGCCGAACAUCCAAUUUGAUGAAUGACGUGCGGCAACCAUUAGCAUCUCAACUUUAGGGCGUAUAGUCUCCCGCUUUCUUUUGGUAUGAGAAGUUCCAUCAAAACUCAGUUUUUUAAUCAUUACAUUUGUUAUACUUGACUCACGUGCAAACUUGUGCUAUGCACUUACCGCUAACGUUCAAUAGCCAUUCAUAAAAGCCUAUUCUAUGUUCUAAUUUUGCGUGUACACACAAAUCUACAGGAUGUUAAUGUAAUACAUAUAGAGCUUCUCUGUCAUUA